ACUUCAAUGAUUGUGAAAAUAACUGGUCAUGUACUUGAAGACACCCCAUUGGAUGGCAGCCUGGCUGCACCUCCCUGUUCCCUAAGCUUUAAUUUACUAAGCUGCAUCAAUUCCUCUAAUUUCCAUGAAUACCCAUGUCGGCUUUGCCUCUGCCUUCUUUUAUAAUAAGCUUCUUUUGGACAUUUUGGUCAAAUAACCAUCUCCUCAGACCAACCAAAGUUCAACGGACCAAAACUAAAUUCGCUGGAAAUUGCAAGGGAAAUGUCCUGUAACUUAUAUGGGCGUACAAAAGCUUGUCGAUUUCUUACAGUUUAAUUACCAAAUAUCAACCCCAGAUCAACAAUUUCAAUUAUUUAGUGCUCAUUUCUUCUGGAGAAACUCCAUUUCUCAUUUCUCAGUUUCAAGAGUUCUCUGUUCAAGAUGGAGAUGAACAGGGUUUCUCCAAUGCGCAUCCUUGUUUUCAUAGCUGCAUUCGUGGCCGUUUCUUCCUCUUCUUCUUCAUCUGCAGAUGAUUCCAAAGGAACUUUCGCAGAUAUGUUCGAAAUGUCUUGCCCUGAUGACCAUUUUAAAACCUCCGAAGAUGGCCAGAUCUGGCAUUUGUCUUUGGACAAAGAUGCAGGCUGUGGGUUUCAGACAAAGGAGCGAUAUAGAUUUGGUUGGUUCAGCAUGAAACUGAAGUUGGUCGGAGGUGACUCUGCCGGUGUUGUCACAGCUUAUUACAUGUGCACGGAGAAUGGGGCUGGACCAGAGAGAGAUGAGCUAGAUUUCGAGUUCUUGGGGAAUAGAAGUGGGCAACCAUAUCUGAUUCAGACGAAUGUUUACAAGAACGGGACUGGGAACCGUGAGAUGAGGCACAUGCUGUGGUUUGACCCCACAAAAGACUUCCAUACGUACUCCAUUCUCUGGAACGACCACAGAAUCGUGUUUUAUGUGGACAGAGUACCAAUAAGAGUGUACAUGAACUCAGAUAAACCAAACAACUUCUUCCCUAAUGAGAAGCCUAUGUACCUGUUCUCGAGCAUUUGGAACGCAGAUGAUUGGGCUACAAGAGGCGGAUUGGAGAAGACGAACUGGACAAAGGGGCCAUUUGUAUCCUCGUAUAAGGAUUUCAAUGUAGAUGCUUGUCAAUGGGAAGAUCCAUAUCCGAAAUGCGUAUCGACAACGACAGAUAACUGGUGGGAUCAAUAUGAGGCUUGGCAUCUAUCGGAAUCUCAGAAACUGGAUUAUGCUUGGGUUCAGAGGAACCUUGUAAUUUAUGAUUAUUGCAAGGAUAUGGAAAGGUUCCCCACUUUGCCUUGGGAGUGUUCAUUGAGUCCAUGGGAUUGAGAUUUGAGAACUCGUACCAUUUUGAUUUCUUUUUAGCUUCGCUCCGUGUCAUGAAUGCAAUUGCAUACACCCAAUUUGAUUGUUGUA
This is a messenger RNA of Benincasa hispida (wax gourd), 1413 nucleotides long. It is a transcript of the gene XTH8, whose product is annotated as xyloglucan endotransglucosylase/hydrolase 8. The record is from RefSeq and is a predicted model, not a curated record. Gene Ontology annotation, molecular function: hydrolase activity, hydrolyzing O-glycosyl compounds; xyloglucan:xyloglucosyl transferase activity. Lineage: Eukaryota; Viridiplantae; Streptophyta; Magnoliopsida; Cucurbitales; Cucurbitaceae. Gene Ontology annotation, biological process: xyloglucan metabolic process; cell wall biogenesis. Gene Ontology annotation, cellular component: apoplast; cell wall.